AUGUUUACUAGUAUAUCAAAGCACACGCUGACUAUCACGUCAGUUUUCAAACGUUUCAAACACGAAUACGCACCAAGAUUCAGAGAAGUUGAAAAAGCACAAAAGGGACGAGUUUCCGUAAGGACAGGGGGAUCGAUCAAGGGAAACAGUCUAGAAUUUGGCAAAAUUGGAUUACGUUUGAAAUCACGCGGAUUGAGAAUGGGCGCCAAUCAAUUACUAGCAGCUGACAAAGUUUUGCGUCGUGAGUUGCGUCCGACUAAAUCAAAGCUUUUCACUCGAUUCGUAUGCGAUUUGGCUGUUUGUAUCAAAGGUAAUCAAACAAGAAUGGGUAAAGGUAAGGGGCCAUUUGACCACUGGGCAACUAGAGUACCCACGGGGAAAGUACUUUUUGAAAUCAAUGGGGGAAUUCAUGAUAAAGUUGCCAGAGAAGCUUUACGUAAAGCAGCAGACAAGUUGCCCGGGUUAUAUGAGAUUAUAACACCGGAAUCGAAGGUAAGAGUUAGUAUGACUGAUUUGAUUGAUAAACCGGAAAAGGUUAAUUAUGUUGAAAAGUUGAAUGCCCAACCAAGUAAGAAAUGGAGCAACAUCCAAACUUUCAAGACCAAUCCUAUGUAUAAAUUGUAUAGCGGGAGGUAG
This is a messenger RNA of Lodderomyces margitis, 636 nucleotides long. Its product is annotated as mitochondrial 54S ribosomal protein uL16m. Gene Ontology annotation, cellular component: ribosome; mitochondrial large ribosomal subunit. The record is from RefSeq and is a predicted model, not a curated record. NCBI's taxonomy places the organism in Eukaryota, Fungi, Ascomycota, Pichiomycetes, Serinales, Debaryomycetaceae. Bases 1 to 636 code for a protein of 211 amino acids. Gene Ontology annotation, molecular function: rRNA binding; structural constituent of ribosome. The transcript has a single exon. Gene Ontology annotation, biological process: mitochondrial translation.